Molecule: messenger RNA, 1980 nt
Organism: Etheostoma spectabile (orangethroat darter)
Lineage: Eukaryota; Metazoa; Chordata; Actinopteri; Perciformes; Percidae
Gene: nkain1
Product: sodium/potassium transporting ATPase interacting 1
Biological process (GO): regulation of sodium ion transport
Source: RefSeq, a predicted model, not a curated record
CAGCGGGAGUGGACCACGGGCCAGUUGCUCUCUCCUCCCGGCCUGUGUCAACACUGAGAUGGUAGUAGGAGGUGAUUACAGACAGUGUUUUUUUCGGGUGUCAGAACCUUCCUCCGCCACCGCGAGCCCCAGUUUCUUUUGUACUCCUUUUCGAACGCCUCGCGGGGCUGCUGCUCGGCCGCGCGCACGCACGCGGGUCUGCAGAAUACAUGCAGCUCCUCCUCGAGGGGGUCGCGGUGACUGUGAGUGCCCCCACCCCCUUGUCUCUCUCUCUCUUCCCCCCGGCUCCGCCUGCGCCCGCCCCGGCACGGAUUGUUGACAAAAGACGCUGCGAGACGGAGCGAAGGAACCCGGAGCCCGGGACUGGUGAGCAUAUCCGCCCGUUAACUUAACUUCUUUCCAUAAACAGUUGGAAGGAAAAGAUCGGGACGGGGAUAGGGGGCACGAGGACUCUUCCGUUCCUAGAAACCCGUGUGGCCGAGGUGAUUCGGUUGUUGGAGGUGGUCGGACCGCAGCAGGCCGGUGUGAAGUCGACGCCCCCCCCCCCCUCCUCCCACCCUCUCCUUGCGAUUGGUAUUUACCGACAAAACCAGCGGCCAAGAUGGAUCACUCGCUGUGAGUGGAAGGUCCAGACCAGCGUUACAGGCGGCGGCGGCGGCGGCGGCGGCCUUGGGCAGGUCUAUUUAAACGGGAAUGGUGUAAGCUGAGACACCAGGCAGUCUGGAUCUGACCGGGGACCCGUCAUUCCCCCGGAGCCUCCGCAGCUCCAAGCUGCGUCCUGAGCCCUCCAAGAUGGGGAAGUGCGACGGAAGGUGCACGCUGCUGAUAUGUUCACUGCAGUUGGUGGCAGCCCUUCAGAGGCAGGUGUUUGAUUUUCUGGGCUACCAAUGGGCUCCCAUCCUGGCCAACUUCCUGCACAUUAUGGCCGUCAUCCUGGGCAUGUUUGGCACCGUGCAGUUUCGCUUCAGAUACCUUAUCUUUUAUGCAGUAUGGCUGGUUCUUUGGGUGGGUUGGAACUCGUUCAUUAUCUGUUUCUACCUGGAGGUUGGAACCCUGUCUCAGGACAGGGACUUUCUCAUGACGUUCAACACAUCCCUUCAUCGUUCGUGGUGGAUGGAGCAUGGUCCUGGUUGCCUGGUAACGCCAGUGAUAGACUCUCGCAUGGCCCCUGACGACCACCAUGUCAUCACUGUCUCCGGGUGUCUCCUUGACUACCAGUACAUAGAGGUGUUGAGUUCGGCCAUUCAGAUCCUCCUGGCUCUCUUUGGCUUUGUAUACGCCUGCUAUGUGAGCAAAGUCUUCCAGGAUGACGAGGACAGCUUUGAUUUCAUCGGUGGCUUUGACUCAUAUGGCUACCAGCCUCCUCAGAAGUCCUCACAUCUGCAACUGCAGCCUCUUUACACGGCUGGUUAACCGUUGGUAGCGCCCCCUUCAGGCCAAACCCUGACGGUGUCACUGUGGAUGGAAAGCGGCGCUUGCCUCAAUUACACCCACUCUGUGUCACAGUUUACCGGAGGAAUGGACUUACCCCACCCAGAGGGAGAGACGUGUGUGCAUGUGUGCUUGAGAAAUACAAUCCUGAAUAGAAUGUACAGAGCUCAGGGAAGAACCAGCAUGCCAGGUGGUGUGAUGAGAAGAAGGAGGGGACAGGGAGGAGAGAUACAGAGAACAAGAGCUGGGGACAACUCUGUCAAAUCACAGAAGACACACUUCACUAAACUGCCAGCUCUCAACACUCCUGUGUGUGUGUGUUUAUGUGUGUGUGUGUGUGUGUACUUUUUUUUAAAGAAUGUUUUGGGCAUUUUUGGCCUUUAUUUUUGACAGGACAGAUGAAGAAAUGAAAGGGGAGGGAGGGGGAAUGACAUGCAGUGAAGGCAAAACUCCACAGGACUAGCUGGUGCUUUGUGGUUACACCAUGAACUCUACCACUCGGUGUCCCUGUGAAUUAUUCUUUUUUUGGGUGCUUGUGUGUGUGUGUGU